CGCUUUAAAACAUUUAUACGCCGUGGGAACAUCAUUUAUACGCGCAUAUUGUAUACCAGACAGCCAAUGGAACGUAACCGACCUAGCUUUUAGGUUGUAUACCCCUUUUGUGAAUGGGUAUUUUGUUUAACUACCGUUGCCAUCGGCCUACUUUACGGUAUUCGGUGGAAUUUUUCAAGUGAAAUGUUAUCGUAUUCGAUUUAAAGGAUAGUAUUUCGGAUAAAUGACAUCGGACUAACAUAAUGAUGUGAUGACGAGGACAUCCGAAUAUGAAGAUCCGACUUAAACCGAAUCAUCAUCCGCUGAUCUUGCUGCGUGCUGCGCAUGCGCGGGUGAAAACCCACAGUAGAUUAGUCACCGUGGUCAGCGUUCUACUUGGCAUUUUUCUUUUAAUCUACGGAAAAACCAUUUUCCACGUGACUCGAGAAUUUCUUACCCACUCCAAUUUCAAUUUCAACUUAUGCAAGCGAUUUCAUCAGAUGACGCACGUGGAGACGAGGCGCAGUGCGAUACCGAAAAAUAUACACCAGGUUUUUCUGAACGUUUCUAAUAAUAGAGUUGAGUUCUUUAACGAAUAUGAACCAUACAGACGCACGUGGCAGGAUAAGAAUCCAGGAUUUAAAUAUAUCCUAUGGAAUGAAUCCAUGAUAGAGGACCUAAUUAACACCUCCUAUCCGUCCAUUGCUCCACUUUAUAAAAGAUACCGGAACGUUUGGCAGGCACGUGCGGAUAUUGCACGCUACGUCGUGGUUCAUUAUAUGGGCGGGAUCUAUGCUGACAUUGACAUCACGUGCAGGAGGAGCAUGAAUGAAUUGUUUAAAGAAAUUGGAGACAAACGUGUGGCUCUUAACUAUACCUACAACCCUUUCGGAAUAGCAAACGAUUUUUUCGUGGCGUCGAAAAAUCACGAAUUCAUGGCGCACGUUCUUGACGGGUUACAGGACGCCGACGUGUUAUACUUUACGCCAUUUUUAAACUCCAUGUUUAGGACGGGACCUAUGUACAUGCUUGGUAGAUAUUUAAACUACCCUCACCAAGAAGAUAUCUACUUCCUUCAAUCGUCACGUCUGUAUAUUUCUAGUGAAAGGAGUAACAAAUCAUGGCACGGGGUAGAUGGGUAUAUCAUUGCCAUCAUUUGGAACGGUGUAGACUCACUACAGAUAAUAAGCAUUAUUUUAUUAAUAAUUUUUAUUGUUCGCCUGAAUAAACUACUCAGAAUCCGAGCAAAACUUGUGAAAAAAUCUAGAAAGCAAGUUCAGUUUUUCGACAGAAGACGUAUGAUGCCGAUUAUAGAAGAGGAUGCCUUGUGAUAUAGAAAUGAACGCGCACCUACUCAGACACGCGAAUCAUGGGCCGUUGGAUGAAAUGGAUGAAAUGUUAAAAAACAAAGCAUCAAUACACCUAAGAUGUUUAUAAACUCCUUAUUGUAUUAGGAAAAAUAGAAAUUAAGGCUGUCAUAUCGAAUCAACUGUAAACAAGUACAUGUAUAACCAAGUUGACAAUGCGUGCCUUCCGGUCAUGUGAAAGUCCGAGCCAAAAGAAACAGUCAUUUUGGUAUGAAUUUAUCCGCGUUUAUGUACCAGUUCUAGUUCUUUUCAAUUUUUAACUGUUUUGCUCAUAAAUUAAAAUAUUUUUAUUCAGAUGUUCUGAAAAUAGUUGGAUGUUUUACAAAAUACGCCCUUUUGACGUCAUCCA
This is a messenger RNA of Ruditapes philippinarum (Manila clam), 1695 nucleotides long. RefSeq lists its product as uncharacterized. Lineage: Eukaryota; Metazoa; Mollusca; Bivalvia; Venerida; Veneridae. Gene Ontology annotation, molecular function: mannosyltransferase activity. The record is from RefSeq and is a predicted model, not a curated record. Bases 270 to 1310 code for a protein of 346 amino acids. Gene Ontology annotation, biological process: mannosyl-inositol phosphorylceramide biosynthetic process. The transcript is spliced from 2 exons.